Molecule: messenger RNA, 1773 nt
Organism: Vombatus ursinus (common wombat)
Lineage: Eukaryota; Metazoa; Chordata; Mammalia; Diprotodontia; Vombatidae
Product: histone H1.4-like
Exons: 1
Coding region: 4-654 (216 amino acids)
Biological process (GO): negative regulation of DNA recombination; chromosome condensation; nucleosome assembly
Cellular component (GO): nucleosome; nucleus
Molecular function (GO): nucleosomal DNA binding; structural constituent of chromatin; double-stranded DNA binding
Source: RefSeq, a predicted model, not a curated record
GACAUGUCUGAAACACUGCCUGCCUCUUCUGCAGAACCUAGCGUCACUACGACCACUGCGCCAGCUCCGGCGCCUCAAGAGAAGGCGCCAACGAAGGCCAAGCGAGGAAGCCGGCGUAAGGCUGUGUGUCGUCCUGUGUCGGAACUCAUAAUUAACGCCGUGGCCGCAUCCACUGAGCGAAAUGGGGUGUCUCUAGCGGCCCUAAAGAAGGUCUUAGCUGCCGGUGGCUACGAUGUGGAGAAGAACAACAGCCGCAUCAAGUUAGCCUUGAAAAGCUUGGUAAGCAAAGGUACUUUGGUGCAGACCAAAGGUACUGGGGCUUCAGGCUCCUUCAGGCUCAACAAGAAAGCGUCUCCAGCCGAAACCAAGAAGAAGGCCAAAAAGUCAUCUUCGGUCAAGGCUAAGAAGCCUGCAUCCAAGAAGCCGAAGAAAUCUGGGUCGGUAACUGCCAAGAGCGUGAAAACUCCAAAAAAAGCCAAGAAGUCGUCCGCGGUGGGAGGCAAGAAAACAGCCAAGAGUCCUAAAGCUGGUAAAGCUGCCAAGCCUAAGAAAGUGGUCAAAAGUCCAGCCAAGACCAAGGCAGUGAAACCUAAGGCUAAGGUUGCCAGAUCAAAGGCUGUUAAACCCAAGAAGGUGUUGCCCAAGAAGAAGUAAAUUAGCUGUCGAAUUCUUUCACAACCCCCCAAAGGCUCUUUUAAGAGCCACCCUAACAAUCUUUCAGAGAGCUGCUUAGCGCUUCAUGGGAAGAAAACUUGUCCGUGGUGAUAGCCUACUCAGCACCUUUAUGUUGAAGGCAUUGCCUGGUUGCCUUAGGUGCAACCAAAGUUUAGUAUUAUCUUGGCACUUUAUGCCAUCUGAGUUAACAGGUUUUGUGAUUUUUAAUUUUGUCACAUACGACAUUUGAGUUUUUAACCACCAGUGGGGUCGUUUUUUUAUUGGGUGUUGGGGUACUGGUAAUUAGAAGCAAAUUAGAUUGAAAAUGCUUAAGAUAGGGAGAACUUUGAGUUAGAUUUUUACCUUUGACUUGUAUCUGAAAAAACUGGAUUCUCCUACUGCAAUAAGCUACUUGAAAGUAACUGCAGCUGGAACUUUGAGUCGUUAUAGAUUUUUUUCUAAUGCAACCUUGGGAGAAGAUUGCAGACUGCUGGAGCAACUUUUAACAAUCAAAUGGUUCCUCUAGGAUUUAAGGAACUUGCAACUGAUAAUUCUAGUUUACCUUGUACUAGAAGCUGAAGGAUGAUUACCUAUGGUAACCAGUAGUUAAUGAUAGAACUUGGCUAAAUUUAUAUAUUGUGUUUGUGCCUCACAGAACCCCGUUUGAAUUUUUUGUUCUGCAUUUUUAGAAAUACUGGGAAUCAACUUAAUUUUACAUUUGCAGGGCCCAGGGUUGGUAGGUGUUAAUCUUCCUAGGUUACUAGGUCAAGAGAAUUAAAAUUAACGAAGAAAUGGUAAAAGUUUGUGGGAGUUUUGGGAUGGCAUCAACACCUGGUAGGAUCAUAGAGCUAUAAUUGGAAGAGAGUUUUGCUACCAUCUAGUAGUUCGAUCCCAUUUUAUGUGUUAAGAAACUGAAUCACAGAUUCAGUUCAAUUUUUUACUAAGCUAGGUACAGGGGAAACCAAAAUGGAGUUCAGUUUUCUGCUCCUGGAGCCAGUACCAUUUUUUUCUUAAAUUCCUGUCUAACUUUUUGUGCUUUAUUUCUGUAAAGUGCUUAGUUGUAGCAAUAUACUUUCUAUGUGUGUGGGUGGAUUCACAUAUAUCUUAUAUAUUGGUAAU